Corylus avellana is the source of this 1364-nucleotide messenger RNA. Its product is annotated as topoisomerase I damage affected-like protein. NCBI's taxonomy places the organism in Eukaryota, Viridiplantae, Streptophyta, Magnoliopsida, Fagales, Betulaceae. The record is from RefSeq and is a predicted model, not a curated record.
CUACACAGUUUGUCAAAGAUAGAGGUAAGAAGAUGCCUUCCAAUCCGAGAGAGAGAAAAAAAGAAACAUGCUCCCACUAAAGCUGGUACGCUCUCUGGUCUUGGGAGACACCAUUAACAGCCCUUGCCUUCUGACCCAACAGCAUCCCCAUAAACAAAAUGAGAACGACCACCUUGAUCGAUAUGCCCAUGAUGUCCCUGCCCAUCACAAUCAAACAACAACUACAAGAAGAUGCAAGACCGGCGCUGACAAAGUCACCGGAACAAAGACCCCACUGCUCCUCUUCCUUCCAACCAAAGAGCUCAUCACAGACACUUACAGACUCGCCACCAUAGCCAGAGACAUGGGCAUGGACUUAUACCCCACCCCAUCUCUCUCCCACAUCAUCUUCGCAUACCCAUCUUCAUCAUCAUCCCCAUCAACCUCCUCCUCCUCAUCACCAUCAUCGCCAUUCCCUAUAUCAUGGUCAUCCUCUUCGCUCUCUUCCCACUCCUUGCCAAACGACGCCGUUCCCCUCCCAUUCCCUUCGCUCUCCACAGCCUCUCUCACCCACCUCCGCUCCUUUGCGACACUCUCCAAAGGCCUCUUCAAGCUAGCCUUUAUCAACUCCACCCAUUUCACAAGCAAAGCAACCACUGACAGCACUAGUAACUGGGAUUGUUGCUCAAUCUCUCUAUUUUCCCGGCUCACCGGUGAUCGAAUAGACACCAUGGAUGCCUUUUCUCGGUCUCUGGCAGGAAUGGGCUGGACCCUUUUCAAGACCAAGCAAAACCCAUCUACGGAUUCCGGGGAUAGGCGAGUUUUGGGUGGGAGUUCGGUGUAUUUGUUCAGAAAGGUCGAGUCGAACCGGGUUCGGGCGGGGCGGUUACAUGGGGAUGGUGGGAGUGGUGGGGAGUGUAGAAUUAGGGAGUUGAGGUUGCCCCAAUUGGAUUUUCGGAAUGCCCCUUUGAGGAUUCUGCAGUACAUUCUUCUUAUGACUGAUGAUAUCUUCUAUCUGGCGUGACACCGGGUUUGGAACAAGAAGAAAAGGGUCUAUCUGAAAUUUGGAAGUCAUCUCAUUCCUCCUACUAACGAGUUUUCUUCGUCCACCCCUCGCGCGCGCGCACUUGCAUUUUUCCUUGACACGCUGUGUGGUUCACCAGCUUUAGAUUAACUUUUAUAAUAUCACAUCCAUACUUGUAGAAUGUAUGUAUCUCUCUAUAUAUCUUUUUGUGAUCAUUUCUUCUUUUCCCUCCCGUUUUUGAUUACUUUAUUUUGUAAUAUGUACAACUAAUUUGUUAAUACUUGUAGGGAAAUUAUGAUAAGUCACCGACCUGCUUUUUGCGAUUUUGACUUUAAGACCCAUGUUUCUAAUUUGAUGAUUU